AUGCCUGUAUUCAGAGGCGGGAGAGGUGGCAGAGGUCGCCAAUCUGGCGGAAGAGGUCGUGGUGGGGCAAGAAGACCCGCAACUCAAUUGCGAGACACUUUCCAAACCUCACGACUGGGGCAGACAGAGGAUGUUGCCUCUCAGGGGCUUUCAUCGGCCGAGUCUAUAGAUGGCGACAUCAACGAGAGCGAGGGCCCAUCAGAAGAAGUUGGAGCAAGCCAAUCCGGAAGCGAAGACGAAAGCCCCUCUACGAAUUCCUAUGCCACACUUUUGCAUUCAUUGAGCACGGGGAGACAGAACAGCGAGCCUGCUAAGAAAAAGAGAAAGAUCGAAGAUGGAACCAAACAAGAAUCGUCUAUUGCCGAUGAUCAUCUGGACGGCACUGCUUCAACUCCAAAGACUGAGGAAGUUUCUGCUACUGAGGUGCUGGACGAAGAGGUCGAAGCAGACGAAGAAGGCGACGAUCCAGCCACCAAUGCCGACUCUGAUGACGAGGACAGCCUUCUAAAGGAUCCCUUUGAGAGACAUUACAGUGCCGUGGUCGAGCAAGAUCUGAAGGAUGCAGCGCAGCGGGUUGAACAGAAGGAUUGGCAGUCGCAGGCUGUGCUGAUAGGGGAUGAUGUUCGAAAGACCACAACCUCGCUCAAAGACCGGCCGAUACCAGCGACCAAGUUCAGAGGCUUCAAAGAUCUCCGUUUGAAGCGACGACUUCUCGAGACUGGGACCAUGCUUGCUUCUUCGUUAUCCUCGGACGAGAAAGACCUGGCCAACGCCAUGUUCAACUAUACCGACAUUGUCGACGGCAACCGCACACUCAAAAACUCGUCCCGGCUUCGUGAGAUAUCCGCCCUGCAUGCUCUCAACCAUGUCUUCAAGACUCGCGAUCGUAUUCUCAAGAACAAUGCCAAAAUCAGCUCCAGCAGCGAGACUCUCGAUCUGCGCGACCAAGGCUUCACCCGCCCGAAGGUCCUGAUCAUCGUCCCGACAAAGCAAGCUUGUGUACGUCUCGUAGACAGCGUCGUCAAGUUCUGCGAGCCGGAUCAACAGGAGAACAAGUCUCGCUUCCUCGAGACCUACUCCCACGAGGACGGCGACGAGUGGGCCGACAAGCCCGACGACUUUCGGGCCCUGUUUGGCGGGAACCACGAAGAAGAUUUCCGCAUCGGCCUCAAGUUCACCCGCAAGACGAUCAAGUACUUUUCCGGUUUCUACAACUCGGACAUCAUCGUCGGCUCGCCCCUGGGGCUGAUGCGGACCAUCACCACGGGCGGCGGCGGCGGCGGGGGACCCAACAAGGACGGCAACAAGAAAAAGGCGCACGACGCAGACUUUCUGUCCUCGAUCGAGGUGGUGGUCGUGGACCACGCCAACGCGCUGCAGAUGCAGAACUGGCAGCACGUCGAUUACGUCUUUUCGCAGCUCAACCUGCUCCCCAAGGAGUCGCACGGCUGUGACUUUUCGCGCGUCCGCCACUGGUACCUCGACGGCCAGGCCAAGUAUCUCCGCCAGACCGUCAUCCUGUCCGACUUUUUGACGCCCGAGGUCAACUCGCUCGCGACGUCCCAUUUGUUCAACGUGGCGGGCCGGGUGAAAUACCUCCCCACGUACCCUGGGGCCAUGCUGGGAGUCAACUCGAUUCUGCCCGUCAGCGUCCCUCAGACGUUCUUGCGCGUCGACUCGCCCAACCCACUCGCCGACGCGGACGGUCGGUUCAAGUUCUUCACGACGACCAUCCUGCCGCCGCUGGUGCGCAACGCAAAAGCCCAAAAGGGGACCCUGUUGUACACGACGAGCUACGCCGACUUCGUGAGGUUGAGGAACCACCUCGCCACGAGCCCCGACGCCGCCAACCUCUCUUUCGGCAGCGUGAGCGAGUACUCCCCGGUCAAGGAGGUGCUGCGAGCCCGUUCGCAUUUCUUGUCGGGCCGCCACGCGCUGUUGCUGUACUCGGAGCGAGCCCAUCACCACUUUCGCUACCGGAUCAAGGGCGUCCGCCGCGUCAUUUUCUACAACGUCCCCGAGAACCCGGUCUUUUGGACAGAUGUCGUGGGUCUGCUGGGUAUCACCAUGGAUGCAGAUACAAAGGGCGGCGGCGGCGGCGGCAGAGGGACAUCCGGUAACAGUACCACCAGGACCAAAGGCGCGGUUCGUGCCUUGUUCUCCAAAUGGGACGCCAUGAAACUCGAAAGGAUUGUCGGCACCGAGAGGGUCGGGAGAUUGAUUCAUGACCGAGGAGGUGACACUUUUGACUUUGUCUGAGGAGAAAUUGUCCCGCGGAGUACCUGGUAUCUAGAAUCUCGUAUCUAUCACCUAGGUACGGACGUAUAGUUGACUGUGUUCCUCUACUCCGUAUCCGAACAAGCC
This is a messenger RNA of Exophiala oligosperma, 2364 nucleotides long. RefSeq lists its product as uncharacterized. Gene Ontology annotation, biological process: maturation of SSU-rRNA from tricistronic rRNA transcript (SSU-rRNA, 5.8S rRNA, LSU-rRNA). The coding region runs from base 1 to 2259 and encodes 752 amino acids. The record is from RefSeq and is a predicted model, not a curated record. Gene Ontology annotation, molecular function: rRNA binding; U3 snoRNA binding. Gene Ontology annotation, cellular component: small-subunit processome; nucleolus. The transcript has 2 exons. NCBI's taxonomy places the organism in Eukaryota, Fungi, Ascomycota, Eurotiomycetes, Chaetothyriales, Herpotrichiellaceae.